UGAUAGAGAAGUGCCGUGAAAUCGGGAAUAUUUACCUUCUUUGAGUUGGAAAAUUGUUAAGUUGGGAAGUAUUUUUUAUAUUAUGUGACAUCUCUGCUCAGUGAUAUAUUGUUUUAAAUCCAUAUUUCAGAAGAAAAGAACGCAGAAAAUAAGAUCUUUAAACUAUUUUGUGAGCAAAAAAAUAUUUUAGAGAACUAGCAUUGAGAAACAUUCGGCAACGACUGUCCUGAUAGUCGGUGUGGCCCGAAACUCCUCAAACGUGCGAGCGACUCGCGAGGACUGACCCACAGCGCGCAGACCGCUCACUCGAAAAGCGCAGAACUUGCAGCUCACCGCCGCGCACGCGCAGCCUCAGCAGCACAGCGCAGGUUGGGCUGACAGCCCCAGUCGCAGGGACAGCAGGAGAGCAUGUGUCUGGAAACAGUGGGCGUGUGGCUGCGGUCGUGGGUGGUGCAGGCCAAGGCGAGGUUCCGUUACCGCAUCGACAAGGCUCACGCGGCCAGGGCCAGGAAGCGCUGGAUCAAGCGCCAGAAAUCGGUGAUAAGGGCCAAUUAUCAGCAGGAUUGUCACAGCGACCCUCUGGACCACCUGGGUCACCAUCCCUACAAGCCCACCACCUAUGUGUCUGACAGCGAGGACGAGGAGUGUAGGCUCACCUACAACUCGGACCAGGGCGUCGGGGUGCUGUCGCCGCAGCGGCUGAGUCAGCGCCUGAACGAGAACGCCCUGGCCCGGGAGGCGGUGGGCGAGAGCGACGCGGAGCUGGCUCAGUAUCUCAAGGACGAACGCAUCGCCCUCUUCCUCCAGAAUGACGAGUUCAUCAACGAGUUAAGGACCAAUCGGGAAUUCAUGACGGCGCUGCAAGAAGAUUAUCAGUCCGAAGCAGCAGACGAUGAGGAAGUGGAUGGAACAGAAGUCAAGGGGCAGUUAGCCCACCUUGAUGAUGCUACGCUCAGAGAGAGAAUUGCUACAAUGGGUAAAGCCUCAAGGAAGAAAUUUGCACAGAUUGCAAAGGUAUUUUCACGCCGUAAGCGCAGUGGAGGGAGAAGUCUUCUCCCCAGCACAGGGAGGGAACAGCUCCUUAUAUCAGCAGAUCCUCUCAUUGAAGAUGAUGAUGAUGACAGGCAAUUACAGCAAGUGGAGGGAAAUAUGGCAGCUUCCCCAAGACACCUUCGGUAGAGGUAUGUGAAUGAUACCUGUGAUGCAGUUACAGGACCACAACCUCAGCAUGAAAAAAUCAUCUUGCGCUUAAGAUGUGACAUUGCUGUGGGUUCUGAACGACUGGCAGCGAUCAGUUUCCGAGAAAAGGAUGAGGUGUGUUUGGAUUGGGCUUUCAGAGGUACUCCACUCAAGGCAUAAUAGUGUACCUCUUGAAAGUUUACAUAUAAUAUGAUUGUUUUUUCACUUUGAGAAGCAUGUUGAUUGUUUUCUGAAUGUUGUAUUGUGAUGCAGUGAAACCAAAGCAUUUUUAAUCUGAUUUUUACCUUAUUAGUAAGUUAGUUUCAUUAUCAGUUACACUUCAAGUAUGAGGAACAUAUCUUUUCAUUUCAGCGUUACAAUAUAAUCAGGGCAUUUAUCAUUAGACUUGGUUGUACUUUAUGUAGUCAUGUCUGUGACAGAAGUAUGAAUUAUAGGUGAAAGGCUGAAUAUGAAUAUUUUCAUAAAAGAAGCUUACAUUGAAUGGUCAUAUGAACCUUUAAUUAGAAUGGUUAUCUAAUCUUUCACCUAGUUUAUCAAGAGUUCUCUGUAUACCUAAGUUCACUUUUCCCUAUGGGAAUGAAAUCGGAGUGUUAAUGACAUUUUAAGUAGAGAUAUAGGAAAUGUAUUUUUUAUUAAGAUGAUGUGAAACAAGACACAAGCAAUUUUUUUUGUGUAAUUGAAGAGAAUUUUAUAAUGAUAUAUUUACAUGUAGUUUAAAAGCAGAUUGGUAAAGUUUAUGUUGUAAUAUAUAUCAAAAUGGAAAAUGUAUAAAUAAUAAUUCUUGUAUAUUGAUAUUGGUAAGUUAAGACAGUGUUUCCCUUGAUUGGAGUAAGCAUUGCUUAUAGAAUGAGCAAUAAGCCAGAAAUGGAGAAAGGAGUUGUGCUUAGGUAGAUGGUCACAAGGAAGGGAUGAUUAGCUAGCUUGUAAUAGUCAGGCAAUUUAUGCUCUUAUGCCAUUAUUCCUGUAUGGUAGAACUUAAAGCCUUUGUUGGCCAUGGCUACUACAGCAAGAUGCAAGUCAAGAUUUUUUUCUUUUACUUUGUGCAAACAUCUGUGCUACUGUUUGAGUCACAAUAUUAUGGUCAUUUGACAUGUGUGAUAUAGAUUAUACUCAGUGCCAAGACUAGUGGAUAAUUAUUUUAUGAUAAGUAUAAAGCCUUUUCAUUUAAGUUAAGUGCAUAUGAAAUAUUUGUUGUCACUGAUUGAUGAUUCUGCUAUAACUCAGGACAAUAACACUUAUUUUUUAUCCAUCAGCUAAUGAAAUCUUCCAGUGCUCAUAAUGAAAUUUAAAGAUAAAUACUUUUGUUAAUUUUAUUGAACAUCAAGUAGAAAUGAUUGAUAAGACCUUUGCAUAUGCCUUUAAUGUAAUACAUUUCUUUUUAAACUUAACCCAUUGGUCGCGGUAUUAUGCAAUAUGGCGCGUAAUCCCCUAAUUUUAUUUAUUUUCAACUCGGGUGGUGCAUGGGACCGCACUGGAGUGUACGCGCGCAGUGGUGCUGCCUUCCCUCUUUCGCGCAAAUAUUUUGUUUACUUAUAUCUCAGAAAAAAUAAGUAUGCAAAAAUCUGCAAAAAAUUGCAAAAACCCUUGCAAAUACAUGCAAACAUGCAAACAUAUGUAAAUGCGCUCAGAAAGAGUGGCGGGCGUGGUUUUAGCACGCGCAAUAGGCGAACAACUCAUUUGGCGGUAAACAGCCCAUCGCACACGUGGGCCCGGGGGUGGUGGGCCUGGGCCCUGUAAGGCCGCAAGGGGAAUGCCGGCUUGGCGGCUGAUAUUCCCUGGCCCACUCAGCUCCCAUGCCGCGCGGCCGCCCGCUGCUCGAAGGGCAUCAGCUGUCAAUUGCACGGUGCAUCAUAUGAUGCCAUCCGCAGCCAGUGGGUUAAGCUAUAGAUUUGCAAAGGCAUAAAGUUCAGCUCAUCAUUAUCAUGCAAGUUUAACCAGAAAUGUACCAUUUUGAAAAUUACUGUGAUAUGCAAAGGAGAUUGAAACAAAUGGGCUAAUAUGGCAAUGAAGGUUGAUUAUCUUUACCAUUUUGUUUGUCUGUCUGCUUGUCAGUUAGGUGGGCAGUACUGAAUUAUUUGCGAGUAUGAGAAGGGUAUGCUAUCAUAUAAGACAUUUUUCAUGUUGGCAAAAUCUAAGUUGCAGAUGUGUUUACAAGUGCAAAAUGUGAUUUAGGAUUUUUAUGAAAGAAAUUUGAAC
Molecule: messenger RNA, 3396 nt
Organism: Penaeus vannamei (Pacific white shrimp)
Lineage: Eukaryota; Metazoa; Arthropoda; Malacostraca; Decapoda; Penaeidae
Source: RefSeq, a predicted model, not a curated record